AAACAACUAGCCACAAUAGUGUUCGCUUGCAUAACAUUUGUCCUUGCGAGAACCGCUCUCGCUCUCGCUCUCGUUCGCGUCAACCAAUGACCGUCGCCCUACAAAGUUCACAACUCCGGCGGACCCAAAGACCCAUAUCCAUUCUCAUAUAGUCUCGGCAGCAGUGGAUAGCUUGCUCAAAGCGAUCGGCUUGUCCGUGCAGUCGGUGGUGUCCCCGAAGCUGGAAAGAAAUUCGAAUGUGAUUCUACUGCAACAUGGGCCUGCCAGAUGUUACUUAGGUACGUAUCGCGGAACGUUCAGAAUCACUGAUAUACAUGCACGCAUCUGCUCGUUCUCAGAAAAGUCCUAACUCGCAAUUAUCUUCGUUCAAGUCUGCACAGCUAUGUUAUCGCAAAGUCUGGCUUUUUUACUCUUUGGAGGAGCACUCGUAACGUGUUCAUCAACAGACAAGUUUGACACCCAACCAAACUUCGAUGUUGCACUCGUUGACGUUGUCCCGACUGUUCCUACGUUCGAAAACCUUGCGAUCCGAAAAACCGGCGAAGUCCUUGUCACUUCUGUUGCCUCUUCCUUGUUGUACCAAAUCUCGCCCAACGCUAGCUACUUGCCUGUACCUGUUGCUGGAAUACCCAAUUUCACAGGUAUACUAGGUAUCGCCGAGCUACAGACGGAUUUGUUUUACGUUGUUUCCUCCAACCUGACUGGAACCGCCUGUUCGAACGCGGUCUGGGAGAUCGACCUGCGCAACUCUACCGUUACACCUUCUGGAGAUACCUCUCAUCAGACAAAAGCAUCUCUGAUCAAGGAGUUUUGUACGGCACGACAACUAAACGGCCUGACUACUUUGUCCACGAACGAUACCUCCAACCUCUUGAUCUCCGACUCGGCGAACGGUACGGUGUACAAGCUGAACGUCAAAACCGGAGACUACAACAUCGUCUUGGAAGAGCCAGAGUUUGAUCCCCUUGAUACGGGUAUAAGUGUUGGCAUCAACGGCAUUCACGUUUACGAUGAAGCACUAUACUUCACAAGCCUAGACCAAGGGCUGUUUGCUAGGAUCCCGAUAUCUCUUGAAACUGGCUGUGCUACUGGCGCGGUCGAGGUCCUCGCGACAAACAUCACAUACGGCGACGAUUUCACGAUCUCUCCUCAGGGUUCGCACGCUUGGAUAGCUACAAACGGUCCUAACGAGAUCGUCGAGGUCGACAUUGCGAACAAAACCCAGCGUAUAGCGGCUAGUUCUCCUUUCCUAGGAUCUGCAUCGUCGGUAGCAUUUGGCUAUUGGCAGUCAGAGAGGAUUCUAUAUGUAACUGGUGGAUUGGCUGUUGGAGUAUCUUCUAACAACACUCGAGGUCAUCUCGCCGCCGUUAGAUUAGACUGAGAUUAAGUUUGAAACUACCGUUAUUAGAAGCAGAAGUCGAGGUUCGGUUCCCUUAGUUUGGGGCCGUCAGGUGGGCAUUAGCUACGGAAGAGUAUUACAGACUUUAUAUAGACUGUAUGGGGUAUAUUUUGAGAACGGGAAUAGCUGUUGCUGCAGGACCCUGCCACGCUAUCGUGUCCGGAGACCAAAUGGGCACGACUGCUCACAAGCACCACGAAGGGAGGUUUGUGAGCC
Alternaria alternata is the source of this 1615-nucleotide messenger RNA. RefSeq lists its product as hypothetical. Bases 383 to 1381 code for a protein of 332 amino acids. The transcript is spliced from 2 exons. Lineage: Eukaryota; Fungi; Ascomycota; Dothideomycetes; Pleosporales; Pleosporaceae. The record is from RefSeq and is a predicted model, not a curated record.